Nannospalax galili (Upper Galilee mountains blind mole rat) is the source of this 1734-nucleotide messenger RNA. RefSeq names its product oviductal glycoprotein 1 (gene Ovgp1). NCBI's taxonomy places the organism in Eukaryota, Metazoa, Chordata, Mammalia, Rodentia, Spalacidae. Gene Ontology annotation, molecular function: chitin binding; chitinase activity. The record is from RefSeq and is a predicted model, not a curated record. Gene Ontology annotation, biological process: chitin catabolic process; carbohydrate metabolic process. Gene Ontology annotation, cellular component: extracellular region.
AUGGGGAGGCUGCUGCUGUGGGUUGGUGAGAUGAUCCUUCUGCUGAAACCCCAGGAUGGUGCCACCUACCAGCUGGUGUGUUAUUUCACCACCUGGGCACAGAAUCGACCAGGCCCCUCCAUCUUGCCCCAAGACCUGGAUCCCUUUCUCUGCACCCACCUGAUACUUGCCUUUGCUUCAAUGAGCAACAAUCAGAUUGUUGCCAAGGAUCUCCAGGAUGAGAAAAUUCUCUACCCAGAGUUCAACAAACUCAAGGAGAGGAACGGGAAUCUGAAAACACUGUUGUCCGUCGGAGGCUGGAAUUUUGGCACAUCAAGAUUUACCACCAUGCUAUCCACAACUGCCAACCGUGAAAAGUUUAUUGAUUCAGUCAUAUUCUUCCUGAGGACACAUGGCUUUGACGGUCUUGAUCUUUUCUUCUUGUACCCCGGACUACGAGGCAGCCCCAUGUAUGACCGGUGGACUUUUCUCUACUUAAUUGAAGAGCUCCAGCUUGCCUUCCAGAGGGAGGCAGUCCUCAUUAGGCGCCCGAAGCUCCUGCUCUCCGCUGCUGUCUCUGGCAUCCCGCAUAUCAUCCAAACAUCUUAUAAUGUGCACCUUCUAGGGAGACUUCUGGAUUUCAUUAAUGUUUUGUCUUAUGACUUACAUGGAAGUUGGGAAAAGUUCACUGGACACAAUAGUCCCCUGUUCUCCUUUCCUGAAGACUCCAAAUCAUCAGCAUAUGCUAUGAAUUACUUGAGAAAACAUGGGGCACCUGCAGAGAAGCUCAUCAUGGGGUUUCCCACCUAUGGACGUACCUUUCACCUCCUCAAAGCCUCUAAAAAUGGACUGCAAGCUGAAGUGACGGGACCAGCAUCUCCAGGGAAGUACACCAAGCAAGCUGGCUUCUUGGCUUACUAUGAGGUUUGCUCCUUUGUUCAGAGAGCAAGAAAGCACUGGAUUGAGUAUCAGUAUGUCCCAUAUGCCUACAAGGGGAAGAAGUCGGUUGGCUAUGAUGACGCCACCAGCUUCAGUUACAAGGCAAUGUUUGUGAAGAGAGAGAAUUUUGGGGGAGCCAUGGUAUGGACAUUGGAUAUGGAUGAUGUCAAGGGCACUUUCUGUGGCACUGGUCCUUUCCCCCUUGUCUAUAUACUGAAUGACCUCCUGGUGCAGGCUGAGUCCAACUCAAUGCCUUUACCACAAAUUUGGUUCUCAUCCUCUAUGAAUUCCUCAAGAUCUGAUUCUGAAAUUCUGACUGUGAUAGAAGCAUUGACUACAGAUACUAUUAAGAUUUUACCCCCAGGAGGAGAGACUAUAGUUACUGAGGUCCAUGGAAAGUUUGAAAAUAUGACUACAACUCCGAAGGGUGGACUUGUGACCCCUGGAAAGGAAACAGCAUCCCCAGAAAUGCAUGCUGUAGCUAUAGGAAGGACCACUGAAGCCCCUGAGACAAACACUACGACCUCUCUGGACCAUCUGUCUGUGACGACUGCUGGGAUGACAGUAGCCCUCCUGACACAGACCACUGUGAGAAGGAACAUGACUACAGUAGGUCAUCAGCUUGUGACCCAUGGAGGGAUGGAUAUAACCUUUGUGUAUCAUCAGACCAAGACCCUUAGUGAGGAGGAAACUUCUGGAAGGAAGGCUGUAGUUCCUGAGAAGGUCACUGCCUCUCCUCAAACGAUGUCAGUCGCCCUUGAUUGGCAGAAUAUAACUCUAAAAUGGGAGAAUUUAACUUCUGAGGUGGAAAACUGA